Xenopus tropicalis (tropical clawed frog) is the source of this 2913-nucleotide messenger RNA. RefSeq names its product netrin 4 (gene ntn4). The transcript is spliced from 10 exons. Gene Ontology annotation, cellular component: plasma membrane. The record is from RefSeq and is a predicted model, not a curated record. Lineage: Eukaryota; Metazoa; Chordata; Amphibia; Anura; Pipidae. The coding region runs from base 373 to 2283 and encodes 636 amino acids.
AGCAGCUCUUCUAGUCUGCCUGCCUGUCCAAAGCUUCUCCACACAUUUGCCUCAGUAACCAGGAGAGGGGAACACGCAGUUGAAUGGUGGAGCAGCAGCUGUAGCGCAGUGACAAAAGCGAACAGGUUGGCAGCAGAAAGCCGCGGCUCAGGGGGAGUUAGUGCUCUGCGCCGAGAUGUGGGGACUCGGGAGGUCGCAGCAGCUUGUGGAAUAUUAAGACACACGCAAGAAGUUAUGCCCACGCUCCUAUCGACGUGACCCUGCAGUUAUUAUUACUGUAUUGCCUGUUGACUUGUUUCUCACGGCUGUUAAAAAAGAACCACCUGGACUCCAUGUGAGGUCUCCGUGGCUAAGCGCAAUCCUAGCAUACCCAUGAAAGUUUCCUUGCGCUCUGGCACCAUGGAAUGCCCAGGCUGGCUGCUGGUGCUGCUGGGAUCCUUCUCUCUCACCGCAGGGCUCAACAGCAUGGUCAAAAUUGGGUCCCAUUGUGAAAAGGCAUGUAAUCCUCGAAUGGGAAAUCUAGCCAUUGGUCGGAGUUUAUGGACAGAGACAACCUGUGGUCACAAUAACACUGAACUCUCCUGCACAUACCAAGGGUAUAUUGAGCAGACCUGUACCGAGCCAAAAUGUGACAAAUGUAAUGCCGCACUGCCACGGCUCUCUCAUCCUCCUUCAGCAAUGGCAGACUCUUCCUUCAAAAUUCCACGAACUUGGUGGCAAUCAGCAAAGGAUAUUCAUCGAGAGGUGAUACGGUUGGAUUUGGAAACAGAGUUUUACUUUACUCAUCUAAUUAUGGUGUUCAAGUCUCCCAGACCAGCGGCUAUGAUUUUGGAGAGGUCACAAGAUUUUGGUGUAACUUGGAUGCCAUACAAAUAUUUCUCCAUAAACUGUUCUGCAACAUUUGCUAUGGAGGAUGAUAUCCAGGAAAAAGGGGCACUUUGUACUUCACGUUAUUCCCAUGCAUUUCCUUGUACUGGAGGAGAGGUUAUAUAUCGUACUAUGUCACCACCAUAUUCAGCUCAAGACCCUUACAGCAAAGAGGCACAAGAUCAGCUAAAGAUCACCAACCUCCGAGUGCAACUGCUGAAGCAACAAGCAUGUCCAUGCCAGGAGAAGAACUCUGACAUUAAACCUCAGUAUUUUACACACUACGCUGUCUACGAUUUUAUUGUAAAGGGCAGCUGCUUUUGCAAUGGACAUGCAGACCACUGUGUUGCUGCAGAUGGUUUUCGGCAAGUCAGAACAACAAGCAAAAUACAGGUGGUCCAUGGAAGGUGCAUUUGCAAGCACAACACUGCCGGUCCACACUGUGAACACUGUGCACCGCUUUACAAUGAUCAGCUGUGGGAAGCUGCAAAUGGUAAAACUGGGGAAGCUAACACCUGCAAAAAAUGUAAAUGCAAUGGGCAUGCCGACAGUUGUCAUUUUGAUAUGGAUGUAUGGCUGGGUUCAGGAAAUCGCACAGGGGGUGUGUGUGAUAACUGUCAGCACAAUACUGAAGGAUCACAAUGCCAGAGAUGUAAACCUGGAUUCUUCCGGGACCUUAAGAUGCCAUUUUCAGCACCAGAUGCCUGCAAAGCAUGUUCCUGCCAUCCCAUUGGAUCAGCUGUACUUCCCUUUGGUAACAUCACAUUAUGUGAUCCCACAAAUGGAGACUGCCCAUGCAAGCCAGGCGUGGCUGGUCCUCAUUGUGAUCAGUGCAUGGUUGGCUACUGGGGGUUUGGAGAGUAUGGUUGCAGGCCAUGUGACUGUGCAGGCAGUUGUGAUCCAUUUACUGGAGACUGUAUCACCAAUCUGGACAUUGACUGGUACCGUGAAUUUCCUGAACUGCUGUCUGUGUAUAAUGAGAGUCAGCUAUCCCGGACCUGGGAAGAUGAACAAGGAUUUUCUGCUCUUCGCCAUUCAGGGAAAUGUGAGUGCAAGGAGCAAGUACUGGGAAAGCCUGAAGUGUUUUGUGGCAUGAAAUACUCAUAUGUGCUAAAAGUGAAGAUUCUGUCAGCCCAUGAUAAAGGCUCGCAUGCAGAGGUCAACGUUAAAAUUAAAAAGGUGUUAAAAAUGUCAAAGCUAAAGAUUCUUCGUGGAAAGAGAACGCUUUAUCCAGAAUCUUGGACUAACAGAGGGUGUACAUGUCCCAUCUUAAAUCCUGGCCUGGAAUACCUUGUGGCUGGAUAUGAAGACAUACGGACAGGCCGUCUUAUCGUCAAUAUGAAAAGUUUUGUCCAGCUUUGGAAACCAGCUCUCGGAAAGAAGGUAAUGGAGAUGCUGAAGCAGGACUGCAAAUGAGAAGAAAGGAGACACCCUGUGAAUCUUCACAUGCACAAAAAUGUACUUUAUUGGGCACAGUGGGUAAAGGACAGACAGGGAAAGCCUGAUGAUUCCUCGUUGAUUCCAUGUGUACAGUACUUGGUGGAGAAUAUUAUUCAGCCGGACAGUUCACAUUUUCUUAGCAUCCUAUUCUGCUUCCUUCAUUUUUGAAAACAUCUGGAAAUAUAAAAUUCAAUGAAUGUUUUAUGGUGACAAUGUGAAGAUAUAGGCUGCCUUAAGGUCUAGCGAUAGCUGGAUUGGUUCACACUCCCCGGGCAAUGCUAUAAAUAAAUUAUUUGUUAUGCAUUGAAGGUACAGUCCAAAACUACAAUACCUUAUAACCUUGAAGUGUUUUAAGUGUCGUCCUUUAAAUAUAAAUAUUACAUUGUAAAAUGCACUUUACAGUCUGCUAAAUGAAAUUGUGAAACUUUUUUGCCUUUACGUGCUGCAAGCAUGGCAUUAAAGUUUUCCAACCAUGAGCAUAUGCCACAUAUACACUCUGCAAAAUGGUCUUAUUUGUUUUGUAUUCUGUAUUGUUUUGAAAGCUUAAUUUAUAUUGAAAUAUAUUUCCAUGAAAAAAUAAAAUGCUAUUGUUUCUGUUUUGCACAA